AUGUCAGCCGCUGGCAUUGCCCGGCACGGCGGACUGCGGUGCUCUCGUGCCUUAGUGCAGCCAUCGGCGCCGAUGGCGGUGUUGGUCCGUGGCUGUUGUUGUUUGUACGCGCUGCGGUUCUUCGCGUACUCUCCUUACGACAGCAUCCGCAAACCACCCAAGGGGAAGGGAGGCUCGCGCGCCUCGUGCAACCCAAUCAAAGUGGCGGGCAUGAGCGUCACCAACAGUAAUUGCGGAUUCCCUGACAGGGCUUGCGGGGAGUCCCCUACUCCGUGGAAGUUCCCGGAAACACUCAAGAGUGGUCGCUACAAGGACGAACGCCAACGACGCAGGCGGUAUGAGGGACCGAAGGUGCGCGAUUCUGCGGGACCAGACAGACGGUUCUACCGACGAUUGAAGGACUUCCGCGAGGUGCAAGAUGAUGACCCCUACGCUGGCGUUUUUAACGAACGGGAUUCGGUGAAGAAACAGCGAGUGAAGGAGUGGCAGCGUCAGUUCGAAGAGGAAAACGCUGAUGUCGAGUUACCCUACGAGCGCACGAACGUGCUCGCUCGCUUGGCGCCGAAUUGGUUCGUUCGGUAUUUUGUCAACAUGCGAGACCGUGGUGGGGCGGACUCUCUCGUACAUGUGGUGAUCCUUGCCGUUGGCCUCUUUAUGACAUUGUGGAUUAUAGGGAGACUCUUCUACACACCACCCAGUCAGGCACGUCCCAUAUCCGAGCUACGUUAG
This is a messenger RNA of Trypanosoma brucei brucei TREU927, 729 nucleotides long. RefSeq lists its product as hypothetical. The record is from RefSeq and is a predicted model, not a curated record. Bases 1 to 729 code for a protein of 242 amino acids. The transcript has a single exon. NCBI's taxonomy places the organism in Eukaryota, Euglenozoa, Kinetoplastea, Trypanosomatida, Trypanosomatidae.